Messenger RNA from Rana temporaria (common frog), 1748 nucleotides. RefSeq names its product Spi-C transcription factor (gene SPIC). The record is from RefSeq and is a predicted model, not a curated record. The transcript has 5 exons. Gene Ontology annotation, biological process: regulation of transcription by RNA polymerase II; cell differentiation. Bases 86 to 793 code for a protein of 235 amino acids. Gene Ontology annotation, cellular component: nucleus. Lineage: Eukaryota; Metazoa; Chordata; Amphibia; Anura; Ranidae. Gene Ontology annotation, molecular function: sequence-specific DNA binding; DNA-binding transcription factor activity, RNA polymerase II-specific.
AGGUGUUGUGUAUCUUUGAACUGGUUUUCUUGACAAGUCAUUUUGAUGUUAUUGUAUAUUAGAGAAACAGAAGAAACAAAUAGUUAUGAAUUUUCUGGAGGAAGCAUUUGAAGAUGCUCUGGAGGUACUACAGGAAAACUCUGCCACUGAACAUUCAUCAGAAUAUGAAUGUUAUACAGCCCUCCUUGAAAACCAUCAAAAAGGAGACACAUGCAUCAUGACUCCAGCUUUAGAGACAGAUGCACACAGCUGGAGGAAUUCUAUAAUAAGUGGCUCAGAAGACUAUAUCAAUCACAGUAUCCAAAGCACACAAGAAGAUCACUUAAUCUAUGCUGUACCUACUAGUGCAUUUCCACUAAAAGAAGGAAGGAGGAAGCUUCGUCUGUUUGAAUAUCUCUAUAAUGCUUUGUGUGACCCCAGCAUGAUCAGCUGCAUUCAGUGGGUGGAUGGACCCAAUGGCAUCUUCCAAUUUGUCUCAAAGAACAAAGAGAAAUUAGCAGAGCUAUGGGGUAAAAGAAAAGGUAACCGUAAAAUCAUGACUUACCAGAAAAUGGCCAGAGCCCUGCGAAAUUAUGGCAGAACGGGAGAAAUUAUGAAAGUCAGAAGGAAACUGACCUAUCAGUUCAGUAAGCUGGUUUUACAAAGACUGUCCCCGGUUUGCUUGUCUGGGAAAGAAAGCACAUACUACCAAUAUGUUCAGCCUGACCUGGAAUACUGGAGUAACUAUCAUGCCAUGGACAAUAAGUAUGCUCACAAUAGCAAUGUAUAUACUUUCAGCUAUCAGUAUACUUAAAAAAACAUGCACUUAUUGCAUAUUUCAGCAAAACUGAAACAGAGUCAGUGGGCCUUUAUUAUAAACGGAGAGUGGAAAAAACAUAUAUAAUGGAUUGCCAGUGCGAAUAGCUGACCCCUUAAGUGAGCCGGAGUGCCUGAGGAUGCUAAGAAGGGCCCCUGAUCAGCUGUAAUGUGAGACGGCCACAACUACUGACAAUAGUUUGGGCCAUUCCACAAUAAUUAAAUGAGUUUUGGCCCUGACUCCUACUCCUCCUUGUGUCCCACUUGCAUCCGCAGGCCUACUGAUUUUUAAAGGUUCCUAAGUAUGCUCAUUGGUUACAUUUGCCAAAUCAGAUGCUUUUGUUUUUAUCACUUUUUAGGCCCCAGGAAAUCGUAUUUGUUGUAAAAACACACACACUUUUCUCAUUGCUUUUAUAUUAUACUUCUACAGUUUUUAUUUAAUGAAGACAAUAAACAACUUUAUUAAGUAAAUAUAAUAAUCAACUUUUAUGAAGUAAAUGUAAUAACGCAAAAAGAUAUCUGUAUUUUGCUAUACGAUAAAAAAUAAACAUUUGUGUUAAUGAUCUUGAUCAUUUAUACAGUACUCGUUGUAAGUUAAAAAAAUAAUUUUUUUUUAUGGAAGUCAAACUGGACCUCUGUUCUCAAAUAAUGGUUAAAAUAUAGUUAAUGCAUUUAGUAAUAUUUCACAUGUCAACAAUUAUAAUUUUCUCCACAUUUACAGGCAGACAAAGCUGUCCAGCAAAAGUGACAGUGACAAAACUAUAAUACUGAGUAUUGUAAGCUGAUUUUAAACAUGAAAGCGUGCCUGAGAAGUUAUAGUUUGCUACAACUCAUGCUACAGGAGUCUGUGGUAGUGAGAACAGGUCAGACAUUUUGCACGGCGACUGCCAACACAGCACCUGGCUCUGUGAAUGCAGUGAACUUGAGCCACUGCCUCUGCUUCAGUGCCGGCC